Xenopus tropicalis (tropical clawed frog) is the source of this 1597-nucleotide messenger RNA. Lineage: Eukaryota; Metazoa; Chordata; Amphibia; Anura; Pipidae. The record is from RefSeq and is a predicted model, not a curated record.
GAGCUGGAUGGAGGCGGGACCUGCCCCAGGGAGGGGAGGGCUUUGUGCAAUCUGGCUCCUCCCACCUGGCUCAGUAUAUCAGUUCCCUGCAGAACCCGACCCAGAGCAGCUCCUUUGGAACCAUCACAAGAUGUUGGGGCUCUGGGGGCUGUUUUUCUUCCUGCUGGGAUGUGUGCAAGGGGAGCCGGUCUGUUACGACAAGAUCGGGUGUUUCAGCGACGAGAAACCAUGGAGCGGAACGUUAGAGCGGCCAAUAGCGAGGCUGCCCAGCUCCCCGGAACAUAUCAACACUCGCCUCUUAUUGUUCACUAGAGAAAAUGCUGAAAACUUCCAAGAGCUCCGCCCCUUGAACCCCUCGGCAGUGUCACUGACAAACUUCAAGACCAGCAGGAAGAGUCGAUUUAUUAUCCACGGAUUCAUCGAUGAGGGAGAGGAGAACUGGCUGGUGAAUAUGUGCAAAGCGAUGUUGAAAGUCGAAGAUGUGAACUGUUUCUGCACCGACUGGAGUGGGGGGUCCCGCACCAUAUACACCCAGGCCGCCAAUAACAUCCGCGUGGUGGGGGCGGAGCUGGCCUAUUUUAUUGGCUACCUCUCUAGCAAGAUGAAAUACCCUCUGUCCAACGUGCAUAUUAUCGGCCACAGCUUGGGCUCUCACACUGCCGGGGAGGUUGGCAAGCGGAUGCCCGGCAUUGGGCGAAUUACUGGGCUUGAUCCGGCUGGGCCGUACUUCCAGAACACCCCCAUCGAGGUCAGACUGGAUCCAACCGAUGCCGUCUUUGUAGAUGCCAUUCAUACCGAUACCGACCCGCUGAUCCCCAAAAUGGGUUAUGGGAUGAGCCAGUCAGUCGCACACAUGGAUUUCUUUCCUAACGGGGGCGAGAACAUGCCGGGGUGCAGCAAACCCAUCCUGGCCAAGCUCUUAGACAUCGAUGGACUCUGGGAAGGAUCCAAGGAUAUAUUUGCCUGUAACCACCUUAGAAGCUACAAAUAUUACACUGAAAGUAUCUCGUCUCCCGAUGGAUUCGUUGGAUACCCCAGCACUUCAUAUGAAGCAUUUACAAAGGGUACCGGAUUCCCAUGUCCCACAACUGGUUGCCCAUUAAUGGGCCACUAUGCCGACGCCUUUUCCAGCCAUGGAACAAGCGACUAUUCUUAUUUCUUAAACACUGGAAGUGAAAAGCCUUAUUCACGCUGGAGAUACAGGGUCUCCGUGAAGACCACCGGCAGCGUGAAUUUCUUGGGAUCCGUCCAAGUGUUGUUAAAUGGCAUUAAGGGCAGCACCAAAGGAGAAGAGAUUGCCAGUGGGUUCAUUAAACCCGGAAGCACCUACUCAGCCUUCAUUGAUGUCGAGGCCGACGUCGGGCCCCUCAUAACCGUGAGUUUCACCUGGAAAAAGAGUCUCAUCAACCUCAUUCCAUUCACAGUCGGCGCCGAGAUGAUAACCGUGCAAUACGGGAAAGACGGACAGACAUACGAGUUCUGUGGGAAAGACGCCGUGAGAGCAAACAACCUUCAGAGCCUGACGUCUUGUUACUCGGCCACCAAAUAAUCUCAGUUAUAGAAUAUAAUGAAUAAAAAAAUAUUUCUUGUGCCUUAA